AUGGCCACAGCCUUCGCGCUGCUCGCAGGGGUCCUGCUGCUCUGCUGGGGCGCGUUCCCGAAGUUUAAUAAGAGGUUAGGGGAUGGGUGCUCCCACCACUCUGAGUGCUUCAGCGACUGCUGCCUCAUGGACUUGGACCACGGGGGCACCUUCUGUGCCCCCAAGGCCAGAAGAGCCAUGACAUGCUUGCCCCAGACCAAGGGAGCCACCAACAUCAUAUGCCCCUGCCACUGGGGCUUGACUUGCAUCUCCAAGGACGUGUUCUGUCCCCGCCGGUGCCAGUUGAUUUAG
Messenger RNA from Diceros bicornis minor, 291 nucleotides. RefSeq names its product colipase like 2 (gene CLPSL2). Lineage: Eukaryota; Metazoa; Chordata; Mammalia; Perissodactyla; Rhinocerotidae. The transcript has 3 exons. Gene Ontology annotation, cellular component: extracellular region. Gene Ontology annotation, biological process: digestion; response to food; lipid catabolic process. Gene Ontology annotation, molecular function: enzyme activator activity. The record is from RefSeq and is a predicted model, not a curated record. Bases 1 to 291 code for a protein of 96 amino acids.